AUGGCAACGUCGCAAGCUGCGUUGGCUGCCGAAAAGGUACUGGGCCGUGACAAAAACGUCAUCACCGCCCAAGACGUGUCGUCGUACCCACCCAGCGGAGGGGGCGAAGGCGACCUGAUGACGGCUCUGGUGUGGAAGGGCAAGAACAAGGUGGAAAUCGCCAGGGUGCCGAAACCGAAAAUCAUCGAGGACAGGGACGUCAUCCUCAAGGUGACAGGCUCAACGGUCUGCGGGUCUGACCUGCAUCUCCUGCACGGAUCGAUCGUGCAGAUGGCCAAGGGCGAUAUCCUGGGCCACGAGUUCUGCGGCGUGGCAGAGCAGGUGGGACGCCAAGUCACCAACGUCCAGGUGGGCAAGCGAUACGUUGCGUCGUUCCAGAUCGCCUGCGGCGAGUGCUACUACUGCAAGCAGAAGCUUUCGUCGCAGUGCGAGAAGACCAACGCGAGCGCCCUGGCCAAUGCCCUGUACGGCGGCAGGACGGCUGGUAUCUUUGGGUAUUCCCACUUGACCGGGGGGUUUGCGGGCGGCCAGGCAGAGUACGUGCGCGUCCCGCUCGGGGAUGUCAACUUGCUGGAACUCCCGGACAAUGUUCCCGACGAGAAAGGACUGUACCUCUCGGACGUGCUCGCGACGUCGUAUCACUGCGUCCAGGACACGGGGGUCUAUAAGGGAGACAACGUGGCCGUCUUUGGCGCCGGCCCCGUUGGGCAGAUGGCUGGUUUUUUCGCCCUAAUGCAAGGCGCCGACAAGGUCAUCUUCGUCGACACGGAGCCCCGUCUGUCGCACAUCCAGGGGCGCUUCCCUGCGCAGCACCGGGAUAAGCUCACGCUGCUCGACUUCAAGAAGUUGUCGGGCGGGCCCACCCACGGAGAGACGGUGGUCAGCCAGCUGAAGAAGAUUUGCGGCAACCGCGGGCCCGACGUGGCGCUCGAGUGCGCGGCGGGCGAGUAUGCUAAGGGUUGGAAGCACUGGUUGGAGAUGGCGACCGGGGCGGAGACGGACACGAGCGAGACCAUCAACGAGAUGGUGGAGGGCGUGAGGGCGUAUGGGCGAUGCGGCAUCACGGGCGUGUACGUGGGAUAUACCAACCACUUCAACGUCGGGUCGCUGAUGCAGCGCGGAAUCCGCUUGAUCGGCAACGGCCAGGCCCCGGUCCACAAGCACUGGCGUGCUCUGCUGUCCAUGAUUGAAAAGGGUGAGCUGGACCCCUUGAUGAUGGUUUCUCAUCGAGUCCGGCUCGAGGACCUGGACAAGGUGUACCACAAGUUUGACGCCAAGGAAGACGGCAUCCAAAAGGUGUUUGUGGAGACCAAGUUUUCCUUUGCGCCGGCACAGGGGUCGCCGGCUCUGACCAGGUUCUAA
Messenger RNA from Ustilaginoidea virens, 1362 nucleotides. RefSeq lists its product as uncharacterized. The transcript is spliced from 4 exons. Gene Ontology annotation, molecular function: zinc ion binding; oxidoreductase activity. NCBI's taxonomy places the organism in Eukaryota, Fungi, Ascomycota, Sordariomycetes, Hypocreales, Clavicipitaceae. The record is from RefSeq and is a predicted model, not a curated record. The coding region runs from base 1 to 1362 and encodes 453 amino acids.